Naegleria gruberi is the source of this 909-nucleotide messenger RNA. RefSeq lists its product as uncharacterized. The transcript has a single exon. Bases 1 to 909 code for a protein of 302 amino acids. The record is from RefSeq and is a predicted model, not a curated record. Lineage: Eukaryota; Heterolobosea; Eutetramitea; Acrasida; Naegleriidae.
AUGCAAAUAAAUACAACCACGAAUGUAUCACCCAACAAUAAUAAUGAUAAACGACAACAACAAUUAAUCGGAACCACCACAAAUAAGCAAAUUCGUUUGAAUAGUUUUGGUAGAGAGGAAGCUGAUCAUCACCAUCAGCAGCACAAUAAUUCGGAAGGAAUUUCAAUGGGAACCUUUUCAUUAAUUACAUCCAAUAGAAGAUCAAAUAGUAAUUUAUUGCAAAAUAAUAAUAAUAAUAAUCGUGAUGAUCAAAACAAAUUGUUGCAAAAUAAUAAUAAUAAUACAACAGCACCAUCAAUGAUGGCAAUGAUAGAGGGAAAUAAUAUAUUCAAAAUAACAAAUCAUUUUGUGGAUAAUGGAUUGGAAAAACAAUUUAAAUUCAGUAGAAGUAAAAUUAAUUAUUUGGAAAAUAGUUUAUUUGUUAGGGAGGAGGGAACAACCAUUCCGAUGGGAGAGGAAAAUGUGACUCUCUAUUUUUCUAAUGUAAAUACUAAGGAGCAAGUGCAUGUUUCUGGAAUUCGUCCUGAAUAUUUGAAUGGAUUGCAUUGCAUUCAUAGAUUUUACAAGAGUACGAAUACUAAUUUUUACUAUGCUACUUGUAGGAGUGUAUUGCUGAUCAUUGAAGCAGGUAGAGUGGUCUAUUCCAUUGAUUUGAAGCCAGCAGAUAAUACAGAUGGAAAGAAUGCACACAAGUACGCUAUCAAUGAUGUUAAAGUUCGAGAGGGAAAUACUGAGAGUAAUAUCAAUUUCUACUAUUUUAUUAUUAGUACCAAUUCUGGAUUCAAGAUUAUCAAAUGGGAGAGAAUUCACAAGGAUACUCAUAAGGUAGUACUUGAAUGUUCAAGAGAUGGAAGAAAAGUAAUGCAAACGAGUUUAAUUAGAGAGCUAUUAUGUGUGUAUGUAUUUUAA